Molecule: messenger RNA, 4105 nt
Organism: Cylas formicarius (sweet potato weevil)
Lineage: Eukaryota; Metazoa; Arthropoda; Insecta; Coleoptera; Brentidae
Product: synaptojanin-1
Exons: 14
Coding region: 140-3499 (1119 amino acids)
Biological process (GO): phosphatidylinositol dephosphorylation; synaptic vesicle endocytosis
Molecular function (GO): phosphatidylinositol-4,5-bisphosphate 5-phosphatase activity; nucleic acid binding
Source: RefSeq, a predicted model, not a curated record
UGAUUUUCGGAAGGGGGGUGUUAAAUCCUGUCCCAAAUAUAUUCGAAAAAGUAACAAAUAGAAACAAUUCAUGUCACCCUAAACUGUAGCUCGUAAGACCCCUAGAUAACAUUCUAAUCGAAUAAUCACAUAAUUCGUCAUGGCAAUGAUAAAAGCGUUUCGUGUUCUGGAAAAGUGUAUACCCUCAACACACCACAGUGUUCUAUUAGAACACAAAGCUAAGGAAACCACUCUGUUAUUUGAAGCUCAUGCCGUGGCAGUUCUUUCUUCUCAAGAAACAGAAGCAGUAAAAAAGCAAUACAGUAAAAUUCUGGAUGCCUAUGGGUGUCUAGGGGUGCUUCAAGUUAAUUCCGGAGAAUCGACUUUACUGUAUCUAGUUAUGAUAACUGGUUGUUUUUCUAUUGGGAAAAUUGGUGAUUCUGAAAUAUUCCGAAUAACACAAACACAUCUUGUACCAUUGCAUUACACGCAAAAUGAAGACCGAAUAGCAGAGGUCAGAAAAUUAUUAAAUUCGGGAACAUUUUAUUUUUCAUGGUACUCAGGUCCACCUGGAAAUGUCCCUUUAGAUUUAACUCUUUGUGCUCAGCGCGCUCAAAAAACGACCACAACAGAUCACAGGUUCUUCUGGAAUAGAAUGCUUUAUGUACACCUAUUAAGGUUUGGGGUGGACUGCAAUAGUUGGUUGGUACGUGCAAUGUGUGGUUCUGUAGAAAUUCGUACUGUGUAUGUUGCUCACAGAAAAGCUUUAGCUGCUGUGAUAUCAAGACUAAGUUGUGAACGGGCAGGAACUAGGUUUAACGUUAGGGGCACCAAUGAUGAGGGCCAUGUCGCAAAUUUCGUCGAAACUGAACAAGUGAUUUACUUGGAAAACGAUGUUACGUCCUAUUUGCAAACAAGAGGUUCUGUCCCCUUGUUUUGGGAGCAACCCGGCGUCCAGGUUGGAUCCCACAAGGUUCGGAUAUCGAGAGGCUACGAGGCGGCAAAAGCUGCUUUCAAUAAACACAUGUCUAUGAUUAAACAAUUGUAUGGCAAACAAGUUAUAGUGAACUUGUUAGGAACCAGUUUAAUAGGGAGUAAAGAGGGGGAAGCUAUGCUAAGUCAAGAAUUUCAGAAACAUCACAAAGAUUCUAGCCACACUGAUGUGGCUCACAUAGUAUUUGAUUACCAUCAAGAAUGCAGGGGUGGUAACCAAUCUAAUUUGCACAAAUUAAAAGCGAAAGUUGAACAACAAUUCGAAGAAUUUUCAUUUUAUCAAGCAGAAGGGACCAAAGUAGUUAGUUUGCAAACUGGGACGAUCCGUACCAAUUGCUUGGACUGUUUGGACAGGACGAACUGUGUACAGACAUUUUUUGGAUUAGAAAUUUUAGGCAAACAACUUCAGGCUAUGCAAUUGGUGGACAAAAAGCAAACUAUAUCUCGCUUUGAAGAAGUUUUCAAGCAGAUGUGGGUGAAUAAUGGCAACGAAAUCAGCAAAAUUUACGCGGGAACGGGCGCCAUUCAAGGCGGAUCCAAAAUCAUGGACGGGGCGAGGUCCGCAGCAAGAACCAUACAGAACAACUUAUUGGACAAUUCCAAGCAGGAAGCUAUAGAUAUUUUAUUAGUUGGGUCAACCCUGUCAUCAGAAUUAGCAGAUAGAGCAAGGAAUUUGCUCCCAUACAACACACUCCAUGCCCCUCCUCAUGUUUUAAGAGAAGUAUGUAAACGAUAUUCUGAAUAUACGGAACCAAUGGAGGUAAGGGUAGCAGUUGGAACCUACAACGUGAAUGGCGGAAAGCAUUUUCGCAGUGUGGUAUUUAAAAAUAUCCAAUUGUCGGACUGGCUUUUGGAUAACAAUCGCAGUUUAAUCGACACUAGCGGUACCGACACGAACGUCACGAAACCCGCCGACAUUUAUGCGAUAGGGUUCGAAGAAAUUGUGGAUCUCAACGCCGCAAACAUUAUGAACUCCAGUACGGAAAACGCAAAAGCAUGGGCUGCGGAAUUGGAGAAAGUUUUAUCACGCGAUUCGCCCUACGUUUUAAUUACAUAUCAGCAGUUAGUUGGAGUAUGUUUGUACGUUUUCGUUAGGCCCGAGCAUAUACCGUACAUAAGGGACGUGGCGGUGGAUUGUGUGAAAACGGGCUUGGGGGGCCAUACCGGCAACAAAGGGGCGGCGGCGAUAAGAUUAGUAUUUCACGCGACUUCGUUAUGUUUCGUCUGCGCUCAUUUUGCGGCCGGCCAAACCCAAGUGGCCGAAAGAAACGCCGAUUACAAUGAAAUUACUAGAAAAAUCACUUUUCCCAUGAGUCGUUCUCUGAAUUCGCACGAAUAUUUGUUUUGGUGCGGUGAUUUUAAUUACCGAGUCGAUAUGGCUAAAGACGAAAUCAAGCAACUCGUCUUAGAAGGAGAUUUCGACUCCAUACUCGAAUUUGAUCAACUUAAGAAACAACAGCAAGAUGGUAACGUGUUUAAGAAUUUCAUCGAAGGUACGAUAACGUUUCCACCGACUUACAAAUACGACUUAUUCAGUGACGAUUACGAUACCAGUGAGAAAUGUCGCGCACCAGCUUGGACCGACCGGGUACUUUGGAAAAGGCGAAAGCAUUCGAACGAAGUCAACGGAGUUGUAGAUAAUUGGUCGCCCGGUCGUUUGGUCCAUUACGGGAGGGCCGAAUUGAAACAGAGCGAUCAUAGACCCGUUAUCGCCAUUAUUGAUAUCGAAUGCAGAAUCCUCAACGAAGAGAGGCGAAAUAAAGUGUUUUACGAAGUGAUUAAAGACAUGGGACCUCCGGACGCGACGAUCAUCGUGCACUAUGAAGAUAGUGCCGAACUAGAGGAUGGCAGUAUUUUUGACGACGAUAUGGUCAAACUUUUGGUUGACCUGUUUGGCGAAUUUGGCGAGACCAUUUUAAUUAGAUUUGUCUCGGAAACGAUGUGGAUUACAUUCAGAGAGGGACAGUCCGCUUUGGAUGCCUUAAAGAAAACUAAUGGAACCCUAGAAAUUUUAGGUUACAAGCUCAGUUUAUUUUUAAAGACUCCCGACUGGGUUGAACAAGCCAAACAAGAAAUCGGAUUGUGUUCCAGCAACACGGUACCCCUAUUCACACCGACGAAUCAAUCUGACUAUAAUUGCUUGGGUAUACCGGAGGUAAAUCAAAGGGUCGUACCGGCAAGACCCGCCCCUCCUUCCAGACCACCUCCGCCGGCCGUCAGAGCAACUCCGCCCCCGACCGCAAAGAAGACGGUGCCGAAAGCGGGUGUGAUUACGCUACCGUGUAAAUCAACACCGCCGCCAAGUAUGCCGCCGCCCGAGCUACCAUCUAUGCCUUCUGUGGACCAAGAGGGUGGCAUUUACGAAGAAAUAAAUGACGACAUCGACAGCAUUCCUGAACCGAAGGGGCCGCCACCGCCACCCCCGAGGCCCGAAGCUGCCAUAGCGGCACCCGCUUCCAGAGGCCCACCGCCAGUUCCAGCCAGGUCCGCUCCCCCGCCCCCAUUGCCGGCGAGACCGCGGUCUUAAAUGUACUAGUCAACAUUUUUUUUUAAUUCUUAGUUCCGUUUAUUUUUAAUCAAUCGCAUCGUGUAAUUAGGAAAAAAAAGGUCGCAAAUAAUUUUCAAUAGCAAAGAUCUCCCUUACCAAAUUAAUGGUCGAAAUUGAUAACAGUAUAUAACAGUAAAUUAUAGGUUAUUUAUUCAAUUAGGGGUAAUUUAUCAGGUUUGUUUUCUUGCCUUUUGCGUGUCAAUGCAAUUAUUAAAAAUAAUUCUCAAUUGUCACCUGACAUUAGGGGCAAGUGACCGAAACGCGGAAGGUUUUAUCAUCUGGAUUUAUGCGCUACUCGAAUCACAAAAAGAAAACAUCGAAAAAUAACUGAGACGCACUUCCGCGACUACUCAUUCUCUAGCAUUUAGAAAAUUUAAUAUAUGCUUUAUAUGAUAGUGAUGUACAUGUUGUACCUAAAUUCCAAUUUCGGUGUCAAAAGCAUUUAUUUUUUUUUGUAUAUACCCAGUUGUUUGUAGGAAUUCGCAAUAUGAUUAGUGUAAAUUAAAUUCUAGAAAAAGUUGGCUGUUAGAAAUUUUAUGGAAAAUCAAAAGCUAUUGUUCCACAUUUAUUCGGUUUUAUUUUUUU